GGACAGAGGAACAGAGGGACAGAGGAACAGAGGGACAGAGGGACAGAGGGACAGAGAGAUAAAGGAAAAGAACACAUUCAUUGAGAAAUACUGGAGAAAUUCACAUUCCCAGACGACACGAAGACGGAGGGGGAAAUACUAUUGUUCAAAGAGGUCUAGAACAAGAGAGAGAGAGAGAGAGAGAGAGAGAGAGAGAGAGAGAGAGAGGGGGGAACAGCGUGUGGACAUUGACUCCACAGGGUACACAUUCUGCGUCAGCAGAACAGAAGGAGUGAUCCUCCACACACUUCUCCUUUCAUCUGUCUGUCUGUCCAUCCAGUGAAGAAGAGGAGGAGAGAUGAAGACAUCUCAUAAUGACUAUAGUUCUCCAGACUCUGAUGACAUGGACGGGCUGAUCGAUGUGGGACAGGAAGACGGCUCCUGUCCAGUCACUGGGUCCAUGUCCCCAGGUAGCACGUCCCAGAUUCUGGCCCGGAAGAAGAGAAGAGGGAUUAUAGAGAAGAGGCGCAGAGACAGGAUCAACCACAGUCUAUCAGAGCUUCGGAGACUGGUGCCCACCGCAUCGGAGAAACAGGGCUCGUCUAAGCUGGAGAAAGCAGAGAUUCUGCAGAUGACGGUGGACCACCUUAAGCUGCUGCAUGCCAUGGGGGGCAAAGGGUACCUUGAUGCGCGGGUCCUGGCUGUGGACUAUAGGACCCUGGGAUUCAGACAGUGUGUAGGAGAAGUGGUUCGGUACCUGGGCUCUUUAGAAGGAGGGGUGGACUCCCCGGACCCUAUCGGAGCCCGCCUGGUCUCCCACCUCUCCCACUGCGCCAGCCAGCUGGACCCUCUUCUCCUUCAGUCGCCCCCCACCUCCUCCUCCCUCCCUUUUCCUCCCUGGCCGUGGAUCUCCUCCUAUCACCAGAUGUCACCUGUCUCGUCUCCCCACUCUCCAUCUUUCUCCGCGAGGCGGAGGGAGCUGGCACGCCUGGGGGGUGGGUGUUAUCCAUCCCGCUCAGCCGACACCCUGUGUCUCUCCCCCCUUGGGUGCCAACAAGGGUCCAUGCUCGCCCCUGCCUUGGUGUCUGGGCUUCGCAGGGUGCCCUCUCUCCCACCACCUUCCUCCCCUGCCCUCACCACCACCCCCACUCACAGACUCACUCAGCAGUCCCCUGGAGCCUCAGUCCUCCUCACCUCCUCUUCCUCCUCCUUUCCCACUGCUCCUCCACAAGUCAGACCCUUUCUCCCUCUGGGGUCUCCCGUGGGUCAGCGCAGGGGCAAAGCUGCAAAGACCUGGGGGACUGAGAUAGGAGCCUUCUGAUCCAGAACCUGUCAAAACGAUGCACUGUGUAAAGUUUGCUCUUAACCACAGAUCUGGGAUCAGAUUACCCUUAGCCCAGUGGAGGCUGCCGAGGGGAGGACGGCUCAUAAUAAUAUCUGGAACGGAGCAAAUGGAAUGGUAUCAAACACAUGGAAACCAUAUCUCGCUCUCGCUCUCUCUCGCUCUCUCU
Oncorhynchus tshawytscha (Chinook salmon) is the source of this 1490-nucleotide messenger RNA. Its product is annotated as hairy/enhancer-of-split related with YRPW motif-like protein. The coding region runs from base 338 to 1300 and encodes 320 amino acids. The transcript is spliced from 5 exons. Gene Ontology annotation, biological process: anterior/posterior pattern specification; regulation of transcription by RNA polymerase II; regulation of neurogenesis. The record is from RefSeq and is a predicted model, not a curated record. Lineage: Eukaryota; Metazoa; Chordata; Actinopteri; Salmoniformes; Salmonidae. Gene Ontology annotation, molecular function: protein dimerization activity; DNA-binding transcription factor activity, RNA polymerase II-specific; RNA polymerase II cis-regulatory region sequence-specific DNA binding. Gene Ontology annotation, cellular component: nucleus.